Manacus vitellinus (golden-collared manakin) is the source of this 1837-nucleotide messenger RNA. It is a transcript of the gene ZFYVE27, whose product is annotated as zinc finger FYVE-type containing 27. Gene Ontology annotation, biological process: neurotrophin TRK receptor signaling pathway; endoplasmic reticulum tubular network formation; neuron projection development. The transcript is spliced from 11 exons. Gene Ontology annotation, cellular component: growth cone membrane; endoplasmic reticulum tubular network. Gene Ontology annotation, molecular function: metal ion binding. NCBI's taxonomy places the organism in Eukaryota, Metazoa, Chordata, Aves, Passeriformes, Pipridae. The record is from RefSeq and is a predicted model, not a curated record. The coding region runs from base 193 to 1116 and encodes 307 amino acids.
GCCGCCGCCGCUUUCGACCUGCUGGAGCUGGUGCGGAGCUACCGGCGACUGGAGCUGUACCUGGAGCCGCUGCGGGACGCGGCCGAGGGCGUCCGCUCCCUCCUGAGGUGGCAGCGGCCCGUGUGCUCCCUCCUGGUCUGCCUCGGCCUCAACUUCCUCCUGCUCACCCUCGGACAAGCCGCCUGGUACUCGAUGCUCGCCCUGCUGGUCGCGGUGCCGGCCCUGCUGGGCUACCUGCAGGAGUCGUGCCGGGCCCGGCCCUCGGAGCCGGAGCUGGUGCGCAGGAGGUACCACAGCAUCCGCAGGGAGGACCUGCGCAAGGUGCAGCUCUCCCGGCAGGAGGCCAUCGCCCAGGUCAAGAGCUUCCUGAUCCAGCUGGAGGGGUUUCUGAGCGGGAUGUGUUGCAGCUGUGAGGCCGUGUACCGUGUGCUGUACUGGGAGAACCCCACUGUCUCUUCCCAGUUUUAUGGGGCACUGCUGGGCACUGUUUGUGUCCUUUACCUACUGCCCCUCUGCUGGGUCCUGGCCAUCGUCAACAGCACCCUGUUCCUGGGCAACACCCAGUUCUACCAAGUGAUAAUGGAGCUCAAGGCCUCGAUUGAGCAGUGUGUGGGCACCAAGCCCCUCGAGAGCACUCCAGAGCCUGCUGAACCCCUGCCAGCAGCUGCUGCCCCAGAUCGGACCCCCACACCCACCAGCGCAGAGGACCUUACCCCUGGCAGCGUGGAGGAGGCAGAGGAGGCAGAACCUGAUGAAGAGUUCAAAGAUGCUAUUGAGGAGGAUGACGAGAGCUCUCAGUGCUCAACCGAUUUUGACCUCAGCCUCCCGGACAAUGGUUUUAUGAGCAAAAACGAAGUGAUCCGCAGCAAGGUGUCACGUCUGACCGAGCGCCUGCGCAAGCGCUACCCCAGCAACAACUUCGGGAGCUGCACGGGCUGUGCAGCCACCUUCUCUGUGCUCAAGAAGAGGAGGAGCUGCAGUAACUGUGGGAACAGCUUCUGCUCCAGGUGUUGUUCCUUCAAAGUCCCCAAGGCUGUGAUGGGAGCCACGGCCCCCGAGGCUCAGAGGGAGACGGUGUUUGUGUGUGCUCUGUGCAACCAGGUGCUCAUCAAGUGAUGAAACAGACCCAGCUCUUGUGGCCUGCACUGCCUGACACCUGGGACAGCGGGCAGGCACCCUUGCCACCAGGAACCUGGACUGUUUGGAUCCCAGCGUGGCAUUCCCCAGACAGAGGAUGCUUUCACUCUCUGCUCCUCCUGCUAGUGCCAGGCUAGGGCCUGACCAGCUCUCCUUGCCACGCAAAGGCUGAGUCCCUGUGGUGGAAUAUUGUCCAUGGCUGUGCCCCAUCCCUGCAGCUGCUCCAAGCCCUGGGUGCUCUCUGGCACUUGCUGCACCCUGCCAUGUGCUUGCCCAGGCCCUGUGGCCUGGCUCAGUGAUGGAGGAGCCAUCUUUCCCUUCACCUCCUGGUUGGGGUGGAACAACCUCAGGGCUCUGUCCCUACCUUUCCCAGCACUGUGCUAUAAAUGACUGUAUUUUUGGGAUCAAGUCAGAACUCUACCUGCACCUCCAGGAGAUGUGGUCCUUGGUCCUGGUCAGCUGACACCCUGCUGGUCACUCCUGUGCUCCUUGGCCUCACCACCUGCAGGUUUAGUCUUUUACCCCUGGAUUUGGCUGUAGUGCAGAGGAGGGUGAGUUUGGGCUGGGCUGUGUGGCCGUGUCUCCAGUGUGAGAAGAGGCAGGAGUUGGUGCUGCUCUGUGCACUUAGUGACUGCUGCUUUCUAAUACAGAUUAAUAUAUAAUUGCAUAUAGAGAAUGACCAAUAAAUUUCUUGUCCUUA